Molecule: messenger RNA, 1515 nt
Organism: Penicillium verhagenii
Lineage: Eukaryota; Fungi; Ascomycota; Eurotiomycetes; Eurotiales; Aspergillaceae
Exons: 4
Coding region: 1-1515 (504 amino acids)
Source: RefSeq, a predicted model, not a curated record
AUGGAGGUUGCUAGCACCGCAGAUCGGAUUAUCUCGAUAAUGAAGGAGAGGGACAUAUUGAUCAAGCGGGAUAUUAUUGGGUCUGCUUUGGAAGACUUGAGUACAGGUCUUGGGUCUGAGAAUGCAGAAUGGGUAUCCAAAUAUCUACGACAGGAAACUCUUCUCUCCAAGGAAGAGCUAAGCGUCUAUACUAAGCUUGAGAAUUCCGGCGUCAUUCAGCCCAUCCUUCGUGACCCCAGUCUUAGUGCAAUACGUCCCUUUCUAGAGGAUGACAUGCGAAGCACAAUUCAAUCUCUAGAAGCAUCCACAGUGGCCAUACAAAAAAAGUCGCAGGCCCUCUCUUUACAAUGUCAAACUCUCAAAAAGCAAAUGCGUCAUCAAGAGGGCUUAGAACAAGAUAGGAAUCGGGAUAUCGCACGGCUGCGGAAGAAGCAUGAAGCUGGGAAACAAAACAAUACGGUUCUGGCAAAUGAUCUUUCCGAUGAGCUCGAUGCUGCCUUCAGAGGCGAGACCGAUAAAGUGGGAGUGGAGAGCAAACGAAUCCUGUCACUUUUGUCCACUCGGCUAAAACACGACGAUAAGGUUCUUGCUGCCCUGGAAGACAUGAUGCCGGAAGUCAAGUCAAAUAACAUUGACGCCUCAACCGUGAAGCGGGCAGCGCACCUGAGUGAGACUCUUGCGGACUACAGCGCAGAGGAAAUUCAUUAUCGAUUGGAUAGAUUAUAUCUUGAAUCGAUAGGAGCUGGAGAUAUGGAUCCUACUCACGAAACGGAAAGCGAGACUGUCUCUGCAUUGGAGGAGGAGCUGCAGUCUCUGUACCCCGAGAUUGAGAUUUUGGCAGAGAUGUCCACCAAGCAGCAGUUCCACGAGCCUAUUCUCCGCGAGAUCCACAAUGAACACAGCCAGCUUCGUGUGACCUCACAGCAGAAGUUAGAGAAGACAUUAAAGGCACAACUGGCAGACCGGGAGUCUUCGUGUGAACUAUUGGAGCAUAUUACAACCCUGUACCAAGCGGAAACAACCAGCCAGCUUGUGACUCAACCAGGUUCUCGGCGGGAAUCUAUUAGGCGGCGGUCACUGCAGCCUGGCAUGAUCCUCGGGACUAUACGCAACCCCGCCCCAAUGACGGAGCAGCCUUCUUUAGAAAAUCUCCUGCGUCGUAUUGGAUUGUCACCUGAGUCCGUGCUCCACCCGCGAGCGGAAGAUGGUGGUGCUGAGGGACUCCACGAGAAGCGAAUCCACAUGUCAGAGGCCGUCCGAAAUCUCGAGAUUGCCGCCGAAUCACCCCUGGUGGCUCAUUUGGGCCAUUCAGAUAGCGCGUCACAGUUGCUGGCCUCCUCUUUGCAUGGGAACUCCCGGUUUGAAACAUCGCUGCAAGAUCCUGGACAAGCAGGUGCGCUAUUGGGCCUCGAGACCGAACUCGCCUCACUUCAAAACGGGGUACAGGGGCUUAACCUGAAUGUACUCCACCAGCGGGAUAAGACCCAAGCCAAGUUUCUCGAGCGUUGGAGCUAG